Molecule: messenger RNA, 2059 nt
Organism: Drosophila melanogaster (fruit fly)
Lineage: Eukaryota; Metazoa; Arthropoda; Insecta; Diptera; Drosophilidae
Gene: tsl
Product: torso-like
Exons: 4
Coding region: 760-1821 (353 amino acids)
Cellular component (GO): extracellular region
Source: RefSeq, marked reviewed
UCAGUUAGGUUUUGAGUCUUCGCGCUUGAAGGUGUGCUGCUCGCGUUUUGAGUGUAAGUGCUGCCGCAAAUUCCGGCUUAUAAUUGCAAUUGAAGGCACGUCGUCGCUCGUUUUAGUGUGUUUUAAGUCUGUUUUAGUGUUUGCCGUUCAGGGUACUUGACGACUGCCUGUGUGUGUGUGUGUGUACGUUGUUGGUUGUUGAAAUCUGCGCAAACGCAUGUAAUUCGAACCACAGCGAUCUAUUCAUAGAUCCGUCUUAUCACUUGAGGGCGCCAACCAAGCCGCCGACCUCUGACCCACAAAGCGUUAAAAAUCGGAGUCUUAACGAUGCUAAUGCCAGCCAUAAAGCCAGCCAACCAGCCUUGUGCAAUGGCCCCCGGUAUCAGAGCGAUAAGGCUAACCAGUGGCGAGCCACAACUCUAGACCUGCGGAUUUGUGUCGACUGGCAUAUAGAAUUAGCCGGAGCUUCAAGCUUCUGCCGAAAAUAAAACAAGCCGCUUCUGGCCGAUGGUUACGUCAAUUUCGAUUCGCGUUCGAGUUCUCGUGCAGGAAACAACGCACACGGACCAAGCAUAAAAUUAAGCGCGAUAUAAACUGCAGACCUUAUGCCCCACGUCUGUGCCCUUCGCCCGGGGUUUACUCCAGACUACUACCACAAAAGAGCUCAUGAAAUGCGCAUAAAGAAUCUCCAAUUGACUGGGCCGCGGACAACCACGGUGGGAAGCACUGAGAGAAAUAUCUAACCUUGAAUGCUGAGCGAUGCGGUCGUGGCCUGGCCUUUUCUGGCUGCUGACCCUGGCGCUCCUGGCGGAUGGAGGUCGUCGCGAGUCCCAGCUCCGGAUCGGCAAGGCCAUCAAUAUAUUCCUGCGCUAUGGCUACCUGGGAAUCUCCAUGCGUGUGAUACCGCUCAAUGACAACUCGGAGCCGGAUCGCUGGGUGUUUAAGGAGCCCACCAAAAACAUCUAUAGGAAUCUGAGUGGCCUGGCGGAGAGUCAUGAAGACACCACGCCCGGAAUCUUUCAUGGAGACUUUCACAUGGAGUUCUGCGAGAAUCGGAGGCAACUGUUCCAGGCCUACUUCCGUGACUUUUCCAUUGAGCGAAUGGACAAACCGUGGGAGGCAUUUACUGGCGGAUGGUUUCCGGAUAAUGCGGCCAAGAAGCUGGGCAUCAAUACAUCUUUCAUCCAAGGCGAUUACUCGUAUGUUUUGGUGAGGGUGGUGCGCUUCAGGGAAACGGGGCGUCUUAACGCUGAGAUUCCGGUGCACCAACCCUUGGAGCCGGAUGUGCGAUCGAGAAUGGAUCAACUGCAAAUCGGAAAUAUAACUUCCGCAGUGCGAUUUAUGGAAGAUGUGGGCACCCACUACGUAAACUCAUACACCACCGGCAAUUCGCUGUAUCAGGUGUUUGUGUACAGCAGGAAGAACUACAGCAUGAUCAAGGAGCGAAUCAAGAGUAAAGGUCUGAACGGACUGUCCAAGUUGGAUCUUUACAACUACUUUGCGCCCUGGUUUGCCGCCCAUCUGGGCCAGAUUCGAUCGGCUAGUGCCAAUGCUACAGUGGAAAGAUGGGCGAGAAGGAAGCUGCAGUACGAGUACUAUGUGGUCAAGUAUGUGACCCUGCUGAAACUGCACGGUAAUAGUACUCUACUGCGAUCCCUGGACUCGCUGCUCGGCAACGAUGCCAUACUGCAGUUGGACCUCAAGUCGCUGAAGCCCAUCUUCCGGGAGGAGCCGGAAAAGGAGAGCUGGUACCACGAGGUUCUCGACAACAAUGUGAAGCUCUGGGAGCUUAACAUGCCGCAGAGUCAUCCCACCCGAUAGCUGCAUUUUAAAUAUAUAUAUACUGUGCGAUAUGUGGCAGCCAAGGAUCAAUAGUUCCUAGAUGCUUAGUUGUAGUUAGGAACCUCUAGUGCGUAGUUAAUGUUCUGCCUGUGAUAGUUUUAGGUAGUUUAAUUGGAACACAGUACACAUCCGACUUGCAUUUCAGCUAACUAGACCGUAAGAUCGCCUUAUUGAUGUAAUAGUUUUGUAAACUUUAAUACAAAGUAAAGAUAAAAGU